ACGCCGCUCUCUAUCUGCAACACUACCUCCCAACCAGGCAAAGGGCAAAGACAGUGACCACCUCAGCUCGGUCUCUGUCCGUCUCCCCGGCCUCGUCCACCCACUGGGACGUCCGCUCUCUGGACCCCCUCGCUGCCACCUGCACCCGUCAAGAGGGUUUUCUCAUUUUGGGUUUUGUUUUUGAAAGACUCCUGGACGUGGACAGGAAAGUGCACGUUGAAGUGGCGAGAAUGGAAAAAGAGGUGUAGUGUUACCGAGGGGUUUCCAGCAACCAGCCAUUCAUUGGAUUGGGAUUAAAGACUGGGAUUAAAAAAACGCACAGCGGAGCCGACGGACCGACUGCGAAAAUAUUAGGUUCUUUUAAGGAAAAACUUAAAAAACCUGCACAAAAGGAUUUAAUCGUUUGGAAUAGAACUUUUUUUUUUAAUUUUUUUUUUUUUUGAAACGAUGACUGAAGCAGUUGAAGCGCGGUCGUCGUCCACCACCACCACCACCAUGGUCAUCGAGGGUAAGGGCGGAGGAGGCGCCGCGCCACCGCCGUCGUCCAUCCAGACGCCCAAGAAGACGUUCAGCGAGGACCUCUCCUCCACGUUCAGCUCGCCGCUGGCCUGGAUCUUGGUUCUGGCCCUCGUCGUCACGUGGUCCUGUGUCUUCGUCAUCAUGUUUGACCUGAUGGACUACAAGACCAUUUCAGGUCGCCCACCUCCUGUCGUCAGGAAGGUUUUUAAGGAGUCAGGGCGUCGAGGAGGCCUCACCAAGAUCGGCUCGGACCCCAUGAGGGCGGUGAACGACGCCAUGGAGGAGUCGUCCAGCGCGAUCGGCGCGUUGUUCAAGUUCGCGUCCGGCCUGAUCGCGCCGGAGGACGACGAAGGAACUCUGUACGCCGUGAGGAAAAAAGGAGAAUUUCUUCCGUCUCGAAGUAAAGUUGUAGGGAUGCAAGCAAAGACGAAACCACCAGCGGUUGAAGCCGUGGAGGAGGAGGAGGAGGAGGAGGAGGUGGGAGACGAGGGAGACAAAGUGGGGGCUGUUGAGGAGGAGGAGGACGAAGGGUAUGCAGAAGAGGAGCAACAACUAGAGGAGGAGGAGGAAGAAUAUGAGGAAGAGUAUGAUGAGUACGAGGAGGAGUAUGAUGAGGAGUAUGAUGAGGAGUAUGACGAGGAGUAUGAUGAUGAGUAUGACGAGGAAGAAUAUGAGGAGGAGGAGGAGGAGGAGGGAGGAGUUGAAGAUGAUGGGGAAGAAGAAGACGACGGAGUAGGAACUGUGGAGGAGGAGGAGGGAGAGGAGGAGGAAGAAGAAGAAGAGGAGGGAGUAGGAGCUUUGAAGGAGGAGAAGGAGGAGGAGGAGGAGGAGGAGGAGGAAGGGCCUUUGGGCGAAGAAGAAGAGGAGGAGGAGAGUGAUGAAGCAGCUGCUGAUGAAGACGAGGAAGAGGCAUUAGCUGCUGAGGUGAAGCGAGAUGAUGAAGACGAGGAAGAUGAGAAAGAAACUGAGGCAGCUGCGCCGGAGACUGAUGAAGACGAUGAAGAUGAGGAAGAUGAGCAUGAAGAUGAUGAAGACGAGGAAGAUGAGAAGGAACCUGAGGCAGCUGCACGGGAGACUGAUGAGGGCGAUGAAGAUGAGAAGGAACCUGAGGCAGCUGCACCAGUGACUGAUGGAGAUGAUGAAGAUAAAUCGAAAGAGGGGGCCGCCGCCGCAGUAGAAGAAGAAGAGCUGGACAAAGACGAUGAAGAUAUUGAGGCAGAAGAAGAGGAGGCAGAUGCUGCUGAUGAAGAUGAAGAUGAUCUAGAAGAGUCUGCCGAUGCUGAGGAGGAUGAUGAUGACGAAGAAGUUUCUCCUGAACCCAGUUCCACUUCUGAGGAUGAAGAGUCGGCAGCGUCUCCUGACUCUGAGUCCGACGCUCCUGUUCAGGACGUAACUCUGCCUGAUGAUGAUGAUGAUGAUGAUGAUGAAAAAGACGCAGAAGACCGCGACGAAGGCGACACCAGUGACGAUGCCUUCACUGACUCCUCAGACGUGAGCGACUCCGUUCUUCUGUCCAGUGAAGACGAUGCAGAGGGGGAGGAUGACGAGGACGACGACGAGGACGAUGAAGACGACAGACUGGCUGAGGGAGUCGGCACAUCUGAAAGUGAAGAAGACCAUGACGGCGACUUGGAGCUCGAUCUUCCUCCCGUUGCUGCUGUUAUCGAGGAUGAGGAAGAUAAUAAAAUUGGAGUCACAGAUGAGGAAGAUCUUCUUCGUCCUCCUCUGCCUGCCGUGGAAGACGACGAUGAUGAAGACCUGAAGGACACCGAUGUGGAUGACGAUGAGGAUGAGGACUUCUCUGUUGCCUCCUCUGAGCACUUUGCAGAUGACGAAGACGAUGAUGAUGAAGACUCUGACCUCAAGGACGAUGACCUUGACCUUGACCUUGACUUUUACAGCGGCGUCCAUGUUGACCUUGUUGUUGAAGACGAUGAUGAUGAUGACGAUAUAGACGAGGCGGAACUUGACGUCGCUCCUGUCGAGGGUUCAGACAGUGGAGUCUUAGGAGAUGAUGAUGAUGAUGAUGAUGAAGAAUCGGCCGGAGAGACAGUCUUCAGUGAUGACAUCACAUAUGACACAACUGACGACGACGACGAUAAAGACGAUGAAGAUGAUGAAGAUGUUGAUUCCGGCUCGUUCGAGUUCAUGUUGGAUCAAGACGACGAAGACGAGAUCGAAGAAACAUUGUUAAAAGAUGAAGAUGAGCUCCCAUCUUUAGCUGGUGAGGAAGAGGAAGAUGAUGUUGACGAGGAAGAUAGGGAAGAUGAUGAUGAUGAGGAUGAUGACGAAGUUGAUGAUGUCCUGCUCGCAGCCUCCACUGCAGCGGCGCUCACUGUCCAGGAGGAGGCAGUAAAGACUGAGGACCACGACGAGGAGGAGGAGGAGGAGGAGGAGGAG
This is a messenger RNA of Scophthalmus maximus (turbot), 2919 nucleotides long. Its product is annotated as protein starmaker-like. Gene Ontology annotation, cellular component: sarcoplasmic reticulum; membrane. The record is from RefSeq and is a predicted model, not a curated record. The transcript is spliced from 8 exons. Gene Ontology annotation, molecular function: signaling receptor binding. The annotation marks the transcript as partial. NCBI's taxonomy places the organism in Eukaryota, Metazoa, Chordata, Actinopteri, Pleuronectiformes, Scophthalmidae.